Haliaeetus leucocephalus (bald eagle) is the source of this 1911-nucleotide messenger RNA. It is a transcript of the gene GPR37, whose product is annotated as G protein-coupled receptor 37 (endothelin receptor type B-like). Gene Ontology annotation, biological process: positive regulation of MAPK cascade; adenylate cyclase-inhibiting G protein-coupled receptor signaling pathway. Lineage: Eukaryota; Metazoa; Chordata; Aves; Accipitriformes; Accipitridae. Gene Ontology annotation, cellular component: plasma membrane; signaling receptor complex. Gene Ontology annotation, molecular function: prosaposin receptor activity; G protein-coupled peptide receptor activity. The coding region runs from base 1 to 906 and encodes 301 amino acids. The transcript is spliced from 2 exons. The record is from RefSeq and is a predicted model, not a curated record.
AUGGAUAUAAAGAGUCUACAGGGUGUCACUGAGAGCUCAGAGAUGGCUUGGCUAGUAGUCAUCAACCUUUUCUGUAGUUCAGCUUUCCGAUUACAACGGGUAGCCUCUCUCGGAGUCACCACGUUCACGCUGUGCGCCCUCUGCAUCGACCGGUUUCGUGCCGCCACCAACGUGCAGAUGUAUUACGAGAUGAUCGAAAACUGCACCUCGACGACGGCCAAGCUGGCCGUCAUCUGGGUGGGCGCCCUGCUGCUGGCCCUGCCGGAGGUGGUGCUGCGCCAGCUGGCGAAGGAGGACCCCCAGUACGGCGGGGAGCGGUGCGUGGUGAAGAUAUCCACCGCGCUGCCCGACACCAUCUACGUCUUGGCUCUCACUUACGACGGGGCAAGGCUCUGGUGGUACUUUGGCUGCUAUUUUUGUUUGCCUACCCUCUUCACCAUUACCUGCUCCCUGGUAACGGCGAGGAAGAUCAGGAGGGCGGAAAAGGCUUGCACAAGGGGGAACAAGCGACAAAUUCAGCUGGAAAGUCAGAUGAACUGCACGGUGGUGGCUUUGACCAUUUUGUAUGGGUUUUGCAUCAUUCCUGAAAACAUUUGCAACAUCGUGACCGCCUACAUGUCCACAGGGGUCUCUCAGCAGACUAUGGACCUCCUCCAUCUCAUUAGCCAGUUCCUUUUGUUCUUCAAGUCCUGUGUCACCCCGGUUCUCCUUUUCUGUCUCUGUAAACCUUUCAGCCGGGCCUUUAUGGAGUGUUGCUGUUGCUGCUGCGACGAAUGCAUCCAGAAGUCUUCAACAGUGACAAGUGAUGACAAUGACAACGAGUACACCACAGAACUGGAGCUCUCCCCUUUCAGUACCAUCCGUCGCGAAAUGUCCACUUUUGCCUCCGUGGGGACUCACUGUUAAUUGACCUUAGGACUUUGUUUCCUGUAUCUUUUUCCUUUCUCUUUUUUUUUUUUCUUUGUUACUUCAUAUUUUUCUUCUUGAAGCAAAAUGAAAAAAAAAAAAAAAAGAUUAUUGAAAACUACUCUGGAAACCAAUCUGCAUAUUAACAGUCAUGCUUUGGAAAAUAAUUUGUUUGGUUAUUAAAAUGAAAGAAAGAGAGGGAAGGAGAGCCAGCACUCAGUUUUAAAUCAUGAUAUUUUGUAUGGUGCUAGGAUUUUAUUGUUUGGGGAGGAGAAUCCAUAUCAAUCCACUUUUAUUUAAUUCCAUAGUAAUUUUUUGAUAAUCACUGUAAAAUGAUUAUAUAGACAUUGUGGGUUUUGCAAGAUGUUUCAUGUAAAAGAUGUGGUGGAAAGUAUUUGAAGGUAGUUUUAAUCCAAUUACUGUACACUAUUGUGAGAGGACUUGGACUUCAGAAAAUUUAUAAAGUAGCAUAAAAAUAAAUGAGGUUUUAUUCUUUAACUUCAUUAUCAAUCUGCAUUUAACAAGGAUGCCUAUAAGUAGUAUUAAAUUCCUUUAAUAAGUAAAAACAACCUUUUCUUUGCAUAAAAUAAUUUAAAUGCUCAUAUUUAAUUUACCAUUUGUGUACUUACCCUUGGAGGCUAUAAUUACAGUGUUUAAGGAAGAUGGUUAUAAUGGUAUUAGAUUUACAUGAGUGGGUUUUUUUAACGUACAUUACAAAGUUUCAAUGUGCCUCAUUGAAAAUUUCCUUCUUAACCUGCAGGUAUACAAAGCCUGAGUUAUUCUGUACUUCUUGCGAAGAAAGAUUUGCUUUCUCACUAAAUUUUGUCCUGUGUGGUUUCAAAAUCAAGUUUCUUUCCAAUUUGUUAUUGGUUUUACAUUGGCAGUCUCUGUAUAUAUAGCUCCCGCUGGCUUCAGUGAGAGUCCCAUUGCAGAGGAAGGCAUUCUUUUGCCAGAGGUUUGCUGACAAUAAAUGUGAGGGACUGAAACAUGUGGAGAGUGAAUUCC